Oppia nitens is the source of this 2237-nucleotide messenger RNA. RefSeq names its product DNA replication factor Cdt1-like (gene dup). NCBI's taxonomy places the organism in Eukaryota, Metazoa, Arthropoda, Arachnida, Sarcoptiformes, Oppiidae. Gene Ontology annotation, cellular component: nucleus. The transcript has 2 exons. Bases 278 to 2194 code for a protein of 638 amino acids. The record is from RefSeq and is a predicted model, not a curated record. Gene Ontology annotation, molecular function: DNA binding; DNA polymerase binding. Gene Ontology annotation, biological process: mitotic cell cycle; DNA replication checkpoint signaling; regulation of DNA-templated DNA replication initiation.
AGUAGUUGGCGCCAAAAAAAUACUUUACUUUACUUUACAUUAACUGGAAGUCCAUUGUUUGACCAAAUGUUUAGUCAAUGUAUUAGUUAUUAUUUGAAGACAUUUAAAACACACACAAAACAAAAACAACACGUGUUUUACAUAUCAAUAAUAAUACUAAUAAUAAUAACUGACCACUAAUUUUGACGACACAAAUAGCCGAUGUUUUUGUUGAUUGAUUGACCACUUUAUAAUUUGACCACCGAUUUUAACCUCUAUUUAUUGACAUUAGUAUAUAAUGGCCACACAAACACGAGUGACCGACUUUUUUGCCGCCCAAAAGCGCGGCGUAUCGGCCACAGCAGCCAAAAAGUUGACGACAAAUAAGCUAACGGCCACCGAGUUUACUGCCGACAAUGAUUACGCGGCACCGGUAGUAACAAACGAUAAGACACCGAAACGCAAGAAAGAGUCGUCCAUAAAAAGCUCGUCUAAAUCGACGGCCAGUAGUAAACUAUCGGCAGCCAAACGCCAGCGGACACCCAAAUGUGAGGUUGGCAUUGAUUUCAAGACUACCGAUAGCUGCAAGACGCCCGCGACCGCUGGUCGACCAUUGGUUACGAGUGAUGGCGGCAAAGGCGACCUCGCCGAAGAAGCCAAGGAUCUGAAUGUUAACGAAGUAAAGGAAAAGCUACGCAAAUGUACUAAUCUAUUGGAUCUGAAGAGACAAUUGUCGAAAAUCAACGAUUGCGCCGAAAAAGUCAAACAAUUCAAAGAGAUUAAAGUCAAGACACCGACUAAGUCGUUGUCGUCGGGCUUUCGUACACCAAACCGAAGUCCAGUUAGACAUUCGCCGUCGAGUCGAGCAUUUUUGGCGUUCAGUCCGAUAAUACCGCCACUGAAAUCGCCCGUAAGUGUUAUACCAAACUAUGAGUCCAAUUGUUCGUCCACUUAUCGGCGCCGAUUGUUCGACGUUUUUGAAGACCCGAAGCCAUUGUUGUCGUCGUCGUCGAAUAGUUCGCAGAAAGCUCGAGAAAACAACAACAAAAACAACUACAAGUCGGCAACAAACGAAUCGCUACGGGUUUUCGAUCGAUACAGUUAUCUGGUGGACAAACCUGAUGAUAGGCCGGGACUGGUAUUGCCUCAGAAAUAUCGUUUAUUAGCCGAUAUGUUCAAAUCGGUCGACACUAUAGUGUCGAUGCACUACAAACGUCAGGAAAACUGUACGUUUGAAAAGCUUCGGGAAUCAGUCGAACGAAUGACAAGCAAACGGUUCGAUAAGAAACGAUUGGCCCAAAUAGUGACCAUUUUUGCCGAUGCUUUUAAACUUCGCUACCAAUUGUUUAACUCUGGUCUGGAUAAUCGUAAACCCUAUUAUCAGCUGAUGAUUAGUCCCGUCUAUAACUCCAAUGUUGAUAUCCGAUUGAAUUCCGUACAUCUAUUGGAAAGACAUCAGUUAUUUACUGGAAAAUUGUUGGACAUUACCAAAGAUUAUCAUAAAAAUUAUUUGAAUGGUUUGGACAUCAAUGUCGAUGACAAAGAACUGUUUAGAUGGCAUCCGAAGUUUCGUGUGGAUUCGGUACCCGAUAUCGUACCGAAUGUCAAUGCUAUGCCAGUAGAACCUAAAUUUGAAGACAAAUCGGCUCAACUGUUUCUGGAGUCAACUCGACAACGUUUAGGCUUAUCAACGACGACUGCUGAUGCAGAUAAUACUACUACGACUACUACUACCUCUGAUGACAAUCAAAUUGAUGGCAAAACUGCUAUCACUUCAAACAACAAAAAGAUCACAAAAGGUGUUCUCAAAGGUCUUUCAAUGGAUUUAUUGCAAAAGAUCCGUGCCAAAGAAGCAGCCAAUUUGGCCAAAGAGAUGACCCGUAAACCGAAAGUCGAGGCCGAACUAAGUCUAUUGCGUUCGUUACCCGAAUUUAUUCGUAUAAUACACAGCUUUUUCAUUAGUUCGAAGAAGUUGGCCAUACCUUAUGACCAGUUGGUCACGAAAAUAGUCAACAGUUUUACAUCGAGUCUGUCGAUACUCCGGGCCAGAGAACAUGUGGACUAUUUGUGCCAAUUUAUGCCCGACUGGAUCUAUUCGCUGGAAGUAAAAUCGGGCGGUAAUGUCAACAGUAGUUAUAUUAAGAUUAGAAAAGAGGUUAAUAUUGUGACACUUGACCAGAGAGUCGACCAAAAAAUUCAACUUUUAAAGCAAUAAUUGUUUUUGAUUUUUUCCCCCAAUUUUUAAUAUUGAUUUUUAU